UGAGACCACUCUGCCCUGUGGCCAGUUAGUCGCGGCAAUGGGGCCCUGGUCGGUUUUGCUAGAGGAUUGGCUGGGCGUUCGACUCCCUUUAGAGGGUAUCUGGUCUACCUCCAUGCUGUUCAAACACCAGGGGUCAAGAGAAACAGCUAUACAGCGCGAGCCUUUUGCCCUGUUUACAGGAGAGGAUAGAAACGGAUGCCAUGUGGAGGUCUACCCACGCCCAGAUGGGAGCGUGUAUGUGUGCGGGUGCGGGGGGAGUGUACACAUCAGCACAGACGAUCUCAAGGCAGGCAAACUACCCCCCUCUUCAUCGGACAACCCAAACAUGUCGCGUGUAUCGGCUGCGAUGAAGUCACUCAGUGCGUUCGCACCCACUAUCGUAGAAGACCAAACAAAAGGAGACGGAGAGCGAGAAGCACAUGCGUGUAUGCGCCCUUGUGCACCUGAUGCUCUGCCAGUGAUGGGAGAGGUGCCGUGCACUGAUAAUGUGUUCGUUUGCUGUGGCCAUAACUGCUGGGGUAUCACUUGGGCGCCCGUGUCUGGUAAGGCUAUGAGUGAGUUGAUGUUAGACGGAACAGCAGAGUGUGUUGAUCUGAACCCCUUCUCGCUGUGGCGUUUUAACCAGCAUCUGAGAACUUCGCGAAAAAGUGCUGGCCGUGGCGGAAAUGACCGUGACACCAGGAGCAGAAAGAAACAAGGUGAUCCGGUCGGCGAGCGAUGGUGAUCUUUUGUUGCGAAUAUCACGCGUGAACAGUGCAGUAAGUUGUGGAUGCCGACGCAAAGAACACGACACCAGGCACAGGCAG
This is a messenger RNA of Sphaeroforma arctica JP610, 806 nucleotides long. RefSeq lists its product as hypothetical. Gene Ontology annotation, cellular component: cytoplasm. The annotation marks the transcript as partial. Lineage: Eukaryota; Ichthyosporea; Ichthyophonida. The record is from RefSeq and is a predicted model, not a curated record. Gene Ontology annotation, molecular function: oxidoreductase activity. The transcript has 3 exons.